Messenger RNA from Jaculus jaculus (lesser Egyptian jerboa), 1057 nucleotides. RefSeq names its product membrane spanning 4-domains A4A (gene Ms4a4a). The transcript is spliced from 7 exons. The coding region runs from base 164 to 862 and encodes 232 amino acids. The record is from RefSeq and is a predicted model, not a curated record. Gene Ontology annotation, cellular component: Golgi apparatus; membrane. Lineage: Eukaryota; Metazoa; Chordata; Mammalia; Rodentia; Dipodidae.
CAGCAUAGCCUUUCGGACAUAGAAAAAAGUUGCUAGAUUUAAGCUGAGUGACACUUGGGUGGUGGAGCAGUCGCUACCUUUGGACAACACACCUGAGGCAUUGUUCCAGAGACAGUAGACAUUGCAGGCUUAACAAAGCACUGCUACUAUUGUCAUAACAACCAUGCAAGGAGUGGAGCAGACCACAAUGGAGGCGGGUCAUGGUGUGCAGCAUCUGGGGCAGCCUGUUUCCCUGCACUCAUAUAUGUGGAAAGGGAUGACAGAGAAGUUCUUGAAGGGGGAACCCAGAGUUCUUGGGGUUGUACAGAUUGUGGUUGCCCUUAUGAACCUUGCUAUAGGAAUACUAAUGAUUAGUGCCACAUUGCCAGUUGAUACACCAGUUCCUAUUUCGGUAUACAUUGGGUAUACAAUUUGGGGGUCAGUGAUGUUUAUUAUUUCAGGAUCCCUUGCAGUUGCAGCAAGCAGAAGAACCACAAGAAGUCUGGUUGGAGGCAGCCUGGGCUUGAAUGUCACCAGCUCCGUGUUAGCCUUUUCAGGGAUUGUAAUCAGUGCAAUCAGCAUGACCUCAUUUUAUUAUAUUCACUACUGUAUCUAUAGUAGAGAAACAUCAGAAAACUGUUCCAUGACUACAUCAAUUUUAAUGGGUCUGGAUGGUUUGGUGGUAAUUUUCAGUCUGCUGGAAUUCUGCAUUGCUAUGUCCCUCUCUGCCUUUGGAUGCAGGGUGCUCUGUUGUAACCUGGGUCCGGUUGUGUUAAUGAUGCCUCAGAAUUCUCCCAUGGCAGAAGCAGCGUGUCCAGCAGCAGUUCAAGAAGUAUUAAUGCCACCAACAAAAGAGAAAAAAAUUCCAGAACAUCUGCACUGAUUUUGAUACAAGACUUCUCUGGGGAAAGCACCAGAAUCCAGCCCCGAUGUGUGAGUGUGAGUGUGUGUGUGUGUGUGUGUGUGUGUGUAUCAGAGCAUCUUCUCGAUUUUUGCCCAUGUUCUGGGAAGUCACCCCACUGACUCUUUGUUAGAAUGUCAGACAUUGAAUAAACAUAUCGUUUAUUUACUUGGUAAA